AUGUUCCAAAAGAGUACGCUGGAAAAUGGGAUGCGGGUGGUGACGAGCGAGAUGCUGCAUACUCGAUCGGUGAGUAUGUGCAUGUUCGUGGGAGUUGGCUCGCGGUAUGAGACGGACGAAGAGGCGGGGCUGUCGCACUUUCUUGAGCACAUGGUGUUCAAGGGGACGGCGAAGCGUCCUGAACCGCAGCAGAUAAGCGCUGCGAUAGAAGGCGUGGGUGGCGUGAUAAACGCGGCUACCGAGCAUGAGUUGACGGUCUAUUGGUGCAAGGUGGCGCAGCCGUACUUCGAGGACAGCCUUGCGCUGCUGUUCGACCUCUUUCGCAACUCGCUGUAUGAGCCGGAUUCCAUCGAGAAGGAGCGGCAUGUCAUCUUCGAGGAAUUGGGGAUGAUAAACGAUUAUCCUAGCUACAAGGUGGAGGCGCUGAUCGACGAAAUGCUGUGGCCCGGGCAUCCGCUAGGGCGCGACAUCGGGGGGACGCGUGAGAGCGUUGGCGGCAUAACCCGCGAGAUGAUUCUGGACUUUGUGUCGGCGUACUACACACCGGACAACAUAGUGGUGAGCGUGGCGGGGAAUGUUUCGCAUGAGGAUGUAGUGGCACACGUGGAGCGGCUGAGCGAGGGCUGGGAGGUUGGUGGGCGCAAUGAGUGGACGCCCUAUCUGGGAAGUCAGAGCGAGGCUCAGUCACAUGUGGAGUAUCGCAAGACGGAGCAGGCGCAUCUGUCGGUCGCGCUGCCGGGAGUAUCGCUGACACAUCCGCAGCGGUAUGCGCUCGACCUUCUGAGUGUGGCGCUGGGCGAGGGCAUGAGCAGCUCGCCUGUUCGUGGAGGUGCGCGAGAAGCGAGGCUUGCCUACGAUGUCCACAGCGAGGUUAGCCACUUCUCGGACACUGGGGCGAUUAUCGUGUCUGCGGGCGUGGACCCGAAGCGCGUGUAUGACGCCGUUCAGACGAUACUUGAGCAGGUGGCCGCGAUGCGCGACGCCGUGCCGGAGGAAGAGCUGGAGAAGGCGAAGCAUCUGAGCGGCGGCAGGCUGAUGCUGCGAAUGGAGGACACGCGCGCGGUCGCCAUCUGGAUGGGACAGUCGGAGAUGCUGCUGGGGCAUAUCGCGGAUGUUGACGAUGUGAUCGAGGAAGUGAACGCGGUGACGACCGAUGAUGUGCGAAGUCUUGCCAACGAUUUGCUGGUUACGGAGAAACUGAACAUCGCGGUUGUAGGGCCUUGCCGGGGGCAUCAGCGGGUACGGCGGCAUGCUGGACACAUAUGUCUUUCAGCUGUCAUGUGCUGUCGAGCGGUCCGACAGGCUCACGAGGAACGGGUGAGGCAUUUCUUCGAGUCUCGUCAUUCCCGCGAAGGCGGGAAUCCAGAGAAUCUAUGA
Geodia barretti is the source of this 1377-nucleotide messenger RNA. The record is from the annotation of a GenBank genome assembly. NCBI's taxonomy places the organism in Eukaryota, Metazoa, Porifera, Demospongiae, Tetractinellida, Geodiidae.